ACCAAAGCAAAUCUCUCUUUUUCCUUCUCAAGCCAUUCACAUCACAAACUGCGUCAUGUGUUCACACCAAUCACAUAUAAAAUCUUUCUUUUACUUUCUCUUCUUUUCUUUCUCAUCUUAAUUUUUCCUUGUAAUCAGAGAUAUCAUCUUCUUUUCUUUCUUUCUAGAAACUUUUCUUUAUCUCAUUCAAUUUUAAUUUCAAUGGAAGGGCAUCAAUUCCAUCACAAGAACCAAAGACAACAUCAACAACAACAACAAAAUCUUCAUCUUCAUAAUAUAAAUAACACAAUUAACGUUGUUGAUGUUUCUGAUAGGUUUCCUCAAUGGAGCAUACAAGAGACGAACGAGUUUCUGCUGAUUCGAGCGGAGCUUGAUCAAACUUUCAUGGAGACUAAAAGAAACAAACAGUUGUGGGAAGUUAUUUCCAACCAUAUGAAGGAAAAGGGUUAUCAUAGAAGUGCAGAACAGUGUAAGUGCAAGUGGAAAAACCUUGUUACUCGCUAUAAGGGAUGUGAAACAAUGGAGACAGAAGUGUUGAAACAACAAUUUCCAUUUUACAAUGAACUUCAAACAAUUUUCACAGCAAGGAUGCAGAGAAUGUUAUGGACUGAAGCUGAAGACGGAUCGAAGAAGAAGGCUACACACCUUUCAACCGAUGACGAUGAAGACGAUGGUAAUGAAGAAAGUGAAGCAGUGUCUCAAAAGGGUAGCAAUAGAAAGAAGAAGAAAGCAAAGGUAGAAAACGAAAGCGGUAGUAGCAAAAGUUUCUUCCGCAAUUUGAAGGAAAUUUUGGAUGAGUUCAUGAGACAACAAUUGCAAAUUGAAGCACAAUGGAUGGAAGCAUUUGAAGCUAGAGAGAAUGAAAGGAGGUUGAGGGAGAUGGAGUGGAGACAACAAAUGGAAAUGCUUGAGAAUGAGAGGAUAUUGAUGGAACAAAGAUGGAGAGAAAGGGAAGAACAAAGGAGGAUUAGAGAAGAAGCUAGGGCUGAGAAGAGAGAUGCUUUGAUCACAGCUCUAUUAAACAAGUUAGAGAGACAAUAGAGAGGUAUAACUUAAUUAAGGUUUUGAAUUAUGAUAUUAGUUUUGUAUCUUUGAAAUAGGUAAUAUUUUAUAGAUUGCAAGAGUUUAGGGGUAGAUUUGGCUAAAUUUGCAAUGGUAGGGUCAUUUUAUAAUUUAAAAUCUUGGAUAUAUAUAGUAAUUAGUUAAUAUGAUAGUUUAUUUUUUAACUGCCGGUAAUCCAAGCAGAAGGCCUGGAUUAGAGGCAAAAGGUUACACAAUACUGUACUAAGCAAGGAUACAACAUGAGUUCUAAAAUAUUGUAGUAAUCUAUGUUUUUUUUAUUUA
This is a messenger RNA of Medicago truncatula (barrel medic), 1344 nucleotides long. RefSeq names its product trihelix transcription factor GT-3b. The coding region runs from base 202 to 1041 and encodes 279 amino acids. Lineage: Eukaryota; Viridiplantae; Streptophyta; Magnoliopsida; Fabales; Fabaceae. The record is from RefSeq and is a predicted model, not a curated record. The transcript is spliced from 2 exons.